UCCGGCAGCGGCAGCCACCCCCACCCGCUCCCCUCAAGGGAAACCCACCCGCUCCGCUCGGGCCGCGGACAGCAACGUCUCACCGCCCGGUGGUCCCGGCCCUCCACGGGCCCCGCGCGCCAGCCCGACGGCGCCCCACCCACCGCGGGCCCCAACCGUCGCUGUCGCGGGGUGUCCCCAGCCGCGCCCGCACCAUUUCAUUUCUCUCCCCCCUCCACGCCCCUCCUCCCUCAUCAGCUCUUCCUCACCUCGCUUCCAAGCGACACCAAAAGCGGCAGCGGCAGUGAACGGCACGAACCACCACCACCACCACUUGAGCCUCCCCUUGGCUUCCACUCCACUGAAGUACUGAGCCAGACCGGAAAGGCGGAGGCGGGGCAGGCGAGAGGCCAUGGCGAGCAACGGCGACGGGAAGGGCCGCGUGGCGGCAGCGGCCGGGGGAUACGGGUACGGGUACGGCGGGUACGAGGGGCCCGAGGAGCGCAAGUGGUGGCCGUGGCUCGUGCCCACCGUCAUCGUCGCCUGCAUCGCGGUCUUCGUCGUCGAGAUGUACGAGAACAACUGCCCCAAGCACGGGAGCCAGCUCGGGGACUGCGUCGCCGGGUUCCUGCGCCGCUUCUCCUUCCAGCCGCUCCGGGAGAAUCCGCUCCUCGGGCCGUCGUCCUCCACUUUGGAGAAAAUGGGAGCCCUUGACUGGAACAAAAUUGUUCAUCAGCACCAAGGCUGGCGCCUUAUCAGCUGCAUCUGGCUCCAUGCUGGCCUAAUCCAUUUGGUUGUGAACUUGCUAAGUUUGCUGUUUAUUGGAAUCCGCCUUGAACAGCAAUUUGGAUUUGUUCGCAUUGGUGCCAUAUACCUACUAUCCGGUUUUGGUGGCAGCGUGCUGUCUGCACUCUUCCUACGGAACAACUACAUCUCUGUUGGUGCAUCUGGAGCUUUAUUUGGCCUGCUUGGAUCCAUGCUCUCAGAGCUACUCAUGAACUGGACUAUUUAUUCCAACAAGGCAGCAGCCAUAAUAACUCUCCUGUUUAUUAUUGCGCUCAACUUGGCUAUUGGGAUACUACCUCACGCCGACAACUUUGCUCAUAUUGGUGGAUUCGCUACUGGCUUCCUCUUGGGCUUUGUUCUGUUGGCUAGGCCUCAAUUUGGUUGGAUGGAACGCCAUGAGUUGCCACAGACUAGCCAACCUCCUAAGUACAAAGCAUACCAAUACGUGCUGUGGGUUGUGGCACUCAUCUUGCUAUUGGUCGGGUUUGUGAUUUCACUGGUGAUGCUUUUCAAGGGGAAGAAUGGGAACGAUGGCUGUCACUGGUGCCACUACCUGAACUGCGUGCCAACAUCGAAGUGGAAGUGCAACACCUAGGCGCCUCAGUUUUCCACUUACACUUCAGUCGAAAUAUGUAGUGUUCAGAUUCAGAAGACCAUUUUUUAUGCUGUUGUCUGUAGAUAUGAACAAGUUUUUUGUUCUUUAUUGGAUUGGAUUUUCCUGGUUUCUGUAAACUUCUUUGUUGAGCACUGCGUGUUUAUAACUCGAGGUUGAUACCUUUUCAAAAUUAUUGUUUGGAACGGCUGAUUGUCU
Messenger RNA from Panicum hallii, 1576 nucleotides. Its product is annotated as RHOMBOID-like protein 2. Bases 392 to 1360 code for a protein of 322 amino acids. Gene Ontology annotation, molecular function: serine-type endopeptidase activity. NCBI's taxonomy places the organism in Eukaryota, Viridiplantae, Streptophyta, Magnoliopsida, Poales, Poaceae. The transcript has 5 exons. Gene Ontology annotation, biological process: proteolysis. Gene Ontology annotation, cellular component: membrane. The record is from RefSeq and is a predicted model, not a curated record.